This is a messenger RNA of Nelumbo nucifera (sacred lotus), 3742 nucleotides long. RefSeq lists its product as uncharacterized. The record is from RefSeq and is a predicted model, not a curated record. Gene Ontology annotation, molecular function: glycosyltransferase activity. Lineage: Eukaryota; Viridiplantae; Streptophyta; Magnoliopsida; Proteales; Nelumbonaceae.
AUACCGGGAGGAGUCAGGUUGAUUGGUUCAUACACUCAUGUCGACGAUCUCCACUCUGCUACAGAACUCACUGUUCGAAGAGCGGUCAUCGUGGCUCUCCGUAUCUAACGUACGCCUCUCCCGCCAUUAACAGAAGCUUCUCUUGAGUUUGUUGUUCGUUCGGAAGAGGAAGGCGAGAUGGGGAGAAGCUCGAGUGCGGAGAUUCUAUCUCCGGCGGAAGAAAUUGGGGGCCUAGGAUUCCGUUCGAUCCGCGACAGGCUUCGGUUCAAGCGGAGUUCUCUUCCAGAGGGCCAGAGAAAUCUUGCCGAAGAGGGAGAUGAGAGAGAUCGUCGCUCGGAUCGGCAAUGGCGUUCUCGAGCUCAUCCUAAUCGAGGCGUUCGCAAGGGAUUCCCAUUUAAAGGAACGUAUUUGUUAUACGGUGCGGUUUUUUUCGCUAUUGCUUUGUUCAUUGUGGGGUCGUUAGUGUUGCAGAGUUCGAUAGCUUCGGUUUUUAGGCCGGGUGGAGAUAGCGGGGGGUCAUUUCGGAAGGCGCUGAAAUUUGGAACUUCUUUGAAAUUCGUGCCGAAGAAACUGUUGGAUAGAUUUGAGAAACAUGGCGGUCUUAAUCGGUUGCGGUUGGAGACUAGACUUGCCGUUCGUCCACCUAGAUUGGCGAUUAUCUUAGGAAACAUGGAAAAGAGCCCAUCCUCGUUGUUGCUGUUUACUGUUAUGAAGAAUCUUCAGGGGCUAGGCUAUGUGCUUAAGAUAUAUGCAGUAGAGGAUGGCCAAGUGCGUUCUCUGUGGGAGCAAAUAGGAGGCCAAGUUUCCAUUCUAAGUCCUGAUAGAACUGGUCAUGUUGAUUGGUCACUUUUUGAAGGUAUUAUUGUAGACUCUGUUGAAGCAAGAAAGGCUAUUUCAAGCCUUAUGCUGGAGCCCUUUUGUUCUAUACCAAUGAUAUGGAUAAUUCAAGAAGAUGACCUUGCAAAGCGUCUCCCAAUUUAUGAGGAGAUGAGAUGGGAUCACAUCAUUACAGAGUGGAGAAGUGCUUUUGGCAGGGCUGAUGUUGUUGUAUUUCCAGAUUUUUCUCUGCCAAUGUUACACAGUGUGCUUGAUACUGGAAACUUCUUUGUAGUUCCUGGAUCCCCAGUGGAUGUUUGGGCUGCCGAGAGCUAUGCUAAGUCCCACUCCAAAUAUCAAUUAAAGAAAGACAAUGGAUUUCAUAAUGAUGAUCUGGUGGUUCUUAUUGUUGGGAGUUCUUUCUUCUACAAUAAGCUAUCCUGGGACUAUGCCAUGGCCAUGCAUGCCAUAGGACCUCUUUUGAUCAAAUUGACAAGGAGGAAAGAGGAAGGAGGAUCAUUUAAAUUUGUCUUCUUAUGUGGAAACUCAACUGAUGGAUAUAACGAUGCUUUGAAGGAAGUAGCUUCCCACCUAGGACUUCCUCAUGAUUCUGUAAGACACUAUGGCAUUGAUGGUGAUGCAAAUAGCAUUUUAUUAAUGGCUGACAUUGUUCUCUAUGGGUCCUUCCAAGAUGAACAAGGUUUUCCUCCAUUACUGAUUCGAGCCAUGGCCUUUGGAAUCCCUGUGAUUGCACCAGAUAUCCCUGUCAUAAAAAAAUAUGUUGUUGAUGGUGUCCAUGUCUUAAUUUUCAAAAAGAACGACCCUGAUACAUUGUUGAGAGCUUUCUUUCUUUUAAUCACAAAUAGGAAGCUAUCUAAAUUUGCUCUCACAGUUGCUUCCUCCGGAAGGCUGCUUGCUAAGAACAUGAUGGCAUCAGAAUGUAUAGCUUCUUAUGCAUUGCUUCUGGAAAAUAUACUCCACUUUCCAUCAGAUGCAUUACUUCCCCAUCCUAUUUCUCAGCUUCAAGGUCAUUCAUGGGAGUGGAACUCUUUUAGGAAUGCAAUGGAGAGGGGCACUGAAAUUCUUAACUUUGAUCAGAAUAGUAGUUCCAGGAGAAAAAUAAGUAUUGUACGUGUCCUGGAGGAAGAAUUUGCUAGCCACAACAAUGUGCAGAAUAUUCCAGACAAUGAAACUGGGAUUCUGACACAGGACAGCCUCACCCAGCUAGAUUGGGAUGUUUUGAGGAAAAUGGAAAGCUCUGAAGAUUUUGAGAGGCGAGAAAUAGAGGAGCUUGAAGAUAGGAUGGAGAAAGAUUCCAGUUCAUGGGAUGAGAUAUACCGCAAUGCCCGGAAAUCUGAAAAACUUAAAUUUGAAGCAAAUGAAAGAGAUGAAGGAGAGCUAGAAAGAACAGGACAACCAUUAUGCAUUUAUGAAAUUUACAGUGGAGCUGGAGCCUGGCCAUUUUUGCACCAUGGUUCUUUGUACCGAGGGUUAAGUCUAUCUGCAAAUGCCCGGAGAUUAAAUUCAGAUGAUGUGGACGCAGUUGGCCGUCUUCCAGUCCUAAAUGAUACAUAUUACAGAGAUCUUAUCUGUGAGAUCGGAGGCAUGUUUUCUAUUGCAAAUAGAGUGGAUAACAUUCACAAUAUACCUUGGAUUGGUUUUCAGUCAUGGCGUGCUGCUGGAAAGAUGGUUUCCUUGUCGGUUGAAGCUGAAGAAAUAUUGGAAAGAACUAUACAAGCAGAAACUAAAGGAAAUGUUAUCUAUUACUGGGCCAGGUUGGAUCUAGACAGUGGAGUUAAGGAGGGCAACGAUAUGCUUUCAUUUUGGUCUAUUUGUGACAUAUUGAAUGGUGGGCAGUGCAGAGCUGCUUUUGCGGAUGCCUUCCGUCAGAUGUAUGACUUACCUUCACAUAUUGAAGCUCUGCCUCCCAUGCCUGAAGAUGGUGGUCACUGGUCUGCACUUCAUAGUUGGGUGAUGCCAACACCGUCCUUUAUGGAAUUUGUAAUGUUUUCAAGGAUGUUUCUCGAUUCACUUGAUAGCUUGGGUAUUAAUAUGAGCAGGACUAGUACUUGCUUUCUGGGAUCCUCAGAGCUUGAGAAAAAACACUGUUACUGCCGGAUGUUGGAGCUCUUGGUUAAUGUCUGGGCUUACCAUAGUGCACAAAAGAUGGUUUAUAUUGACCCACACACUGGUCUGCUUGAGGAACAACAUCCUAUUGAAGAAAGGAAGGAAUUUAUGUGGACAAAGUACUUUAACUUUACGUUAUUAAAGAGUAUGGAUGAAGAUCUGGCAGAGGCGGCCGAUGACAAUGACCCUCCAAGGGAGAGAUGGCUUUGGCCACUAACAGGGGAAGUGUAUUGGCAAGGAAUUUAUGAGAGAGAAAGGGAGGAAAGGUAUAGGCAAAAGAUGGAAAAGAAGCUUAAGACGAAGGAGAAAUUAUUGUACAGGCAGAAGUAUGGAUACAGUCAGAAAACACUUGGACUAUAGGAAGCUCAGUUCUCAUCGAGGUCUUAACACUAACCAAUUAUGUUACCCAGAGUUGGAACUCAUUUUUACCCACCUAGAAAGUUCAUGAAGAUUGAAGAGGUAUACAUUCUUUCUCUAACAGUUAACAGCCAAACAGUGCGUGAUGAUGGAGGCCUUGUUCAUAUCCUUUUCUGCAUCUUCGAUUUCACGCUCCAAUGGAGUGGAAAUGAGUCAUAAAAGAAGCUUGAAGCCAAUGGAAUGAUCUUGGUAGUUGGUUAUUUCAAGCGAUUAAGAGGCCACGAGGUAACCGAGGAGCAGAUAAAAUUUUGUUUGCCAGGUUUUUACUUCUAUUCAACACACUUUUUAGAGUUUAGACACGAAUCAAGUUGUAAUUCUUUCAUCAUUGUAUAUACAACCAACAUUUUUAGAGGCAAUUUCAAUGGGAAUAUGAAUUCAUCUA